AUGUGUGCAAAAGGUGGCUUCAAAGCAAGCUUGGUAGGAUUCUGUUACACGGGCAGUAAAUGUGUUCACUCUCUGCCUUUUGGUGUUGGUGUCCUCCGCAAGGCCUCCAGUUCACAGACCAGCUCUCACAGGAUACGGCUGUACGAGAGAGAUGACUACCGGGGCCUUGUGUCUGAGCUCACGGAAGACUGCUCCUGCAUCCACGAUCGCUUCCGCCUCAGUGAGAUCUACUCUCUGAACGUGCUGGAGGGCUGCUGGGUCCUCUACGAGAUGCCCAACUACCGGGGCCGGCAGUACCUGCUGAGACCCGGAGACUACAGGCGCUACCACGACUGGGGCGCCAUGGAUGCCAGGGUAGGCUCUCUGAGACGGGUCAUAGAUUUGUACUAA
This is a messenger RNA of Alexandromys fortis (reed vole), 390 nucleotides long. RefSeq names its product gamma-crystallin A-like. Lineage: Eukaryota; Metazoa; Chordata; Mammalia; Rodentia; Cricetidae. The transcript is spliced from 2 exons. The coding region runs from base 1 to 390 and encodes 129 amino acids. The record is from RefSeq and is a predicted model, not a curated record. Gene Ontology annotation, molecular function: structural constituent of eye lens. Gene Ontology annotation, biological process: lens development in camera-type eye; visual perception.